This is a messenger RNA of Naegleria gruberi, 2847 nucleotides long. RefSeq names its product protein kinase. Gene Ontology annotation, molecular function: protein kinase activity; ATP binding; oxidoreductase activity. NCBI's taxonomy places the organism in Eukaryota, Heterolobosea, Eutetramitea, Acrasida, Naegleriidae. Gene Ontology annotation, biological process: protein phosphorylation. The record is from RefSeq and is a predicted model, not a curated record. The transcript is spliced from 6 exons. Bases 88 to 2847 code for a protein of 919 amino acids.
GAGAAAUUUAAUAUUGGUGGUGGACAAAUAAUUUCUGGGCUUUUAAAUAGUGGUGUUUAUCAUUAUUUAGCAGAUAUUUGGAAUGUCAUGAGGGAAAAUCCGUGGAGAACAACAAUUGCAACCUCAGUGUUGUAUUGGAUGUUGAGAAGGAAUUCACCAAAAUGUGAUAUUUCAUCUCGGGAUAGAGUAAUUGUAAUUACUGGGGGCUCGGGUGGGAUUGGAUCUUUGGUUGCUAAAGAAUUAUUGGGUUCGAGAUGGAAUGCAAAGGUUAUUGUAAUUGAUUAUUCUCUCUCACAAAUGCAACAAGUUUUCGAGCAAGAACUUUCGGAUAAUUGUGAAAAGUUGAAAUUAUUUGCAUGUGAUAUAACGAAUAAUGAACAGGUUGAAAACACUGCAAAAUUAAUUCAAAAUCAAUUGUUGGAAUGGAAUAUCACUCAAGUAUUUGGAUUAGCUGAAUUAUCCGAAACUGAAAUGUUGGAUGUAUUUGGAGUGAAUAUUUUAGGACCUAUUAGAAUGUUGAGAUGUAUUUACCCAAUGAUGAUUUCAAACAACCAAGAGAACGAUUCAAAAUCUAAUCAAGGAAUUGUAAUUAAUGUUGCAUCUGCUGCAAGUUACAGUGCUGUUAAAUUUACUGGAUUUUACAGUACCACCAAGUUUGCACUUUAUGGAUUUUCAGACGGUUUGAGAAGAGAAUUCAAAUCUAUUCAAGGAUUGAGAGUUACUUGUAUUGAGCCAGGAUUUGCAAAAACCCAAAUUUUGAAUAUGAAACCAUUCAGUGAAAGCUCACAAUUUUACAAACCUUAUAUGGAACUCUAUCAAGUGGCUAAAAAGAUGAUGGACAAUGCUCAAUCUCCUCAAAAAGUUUCUUCAGUAAUUUGUGAGCAAUUAUUCUCAUCUAAUAAUGAGAAACACAUUCUGAUAGAUCAUUGGUACAUGAGAUUGUUGAACAAUUUGAAUAAUAAUAUUAAUAGUUUGAAUAAUAAUAGCAAAAAUGUAAAAGAAGAAUUAUUAAAUAGAUACUCAACAAUUAUAAACGAGUUAGGAAGUGGAGCAUUCGGAAUUGUUUAUCAAGUGAAAAGAAAAAAUCAAAGUAUUGCAGCUGUCAAAGUAAUAUAUCCAUCUUUGGAAUUUGACAUGAAUCAAGCAUUACAUGAGGCUAUACAAACAGUUAAGGUAUCACAUGAGAAUAUUAUUCGUGUGCAUACUGCUUUCAUUAGCAACAAUCAAUCUUUUUUAUGUAUUGAAAUGGAUUGUUUAGAAUUUGGAAACUUAUUCGAUUAUUUCAUUAAAAAUCCAAAUAACAUUCCAUCUGAAAAAAUGAUAUUACUAAUUAUAGAACAAAUGGGAAAUGCAUUAAAACAUAUUCAAAAAUUUAAUAUCAUACACAAAGAUAUUAAACCUGCAAACAUUUUAAUCAAAUCCAUUAAUACCAAACAAGAUAAUAUUCAAGUUUGUUUGAGUGAUUUUGGAUUUGCAAAAACUAACACCAAUAGUUCAACAGAAAUUUCACAAUUGAGUGGGACAUUUAAAUAUUUAGCACCUGAAAUUAUUGAUUAUGAAAUAUUGGAUAUCAAACAACCAUAUUCUACUCAAUCUGACAUUUUUGCAUUAGGUGUCACGUUAUAUUACUUAAUGACACGUGAUUUAUCAACUCUAUGUAAUUCAAUGUGUAAACAUCCAAAGUUAUUGAAGGAUUAUUUUGUAAAAUAUCAACGUAUGAAAUAUUCUGAUCAUCUCAUUGAGCUAAUAUUGAAAAUGAUGAGCUUGCAACCAAAUGAUCGUCCCUCUAUUGAACAAUUAAUUCAACAAGCAAAUCAGACCAUUAUCGAAAAGCCAAUUGAAUUACCUGUGUACCAUUUAUGUUUGGCAACAUUCUAUGGAUCACCGGCACAUACAAACAUUACAAAAUCGUUAAAUAUUUAUAGGAAUUCUCACUCACUGAUUGGUGUUGAUUUUAGUGAUGGACCUUCAAUAGACUUGGAUUCAAUAAGGAAUCAGUUGAAGAUUGAAAAUGCUCCUUCUACUACAACACUAAUUGGAAUCAAUUGGUGUAGAAAACAAUAUCAACAGAAUUAUAUCAGACAAGUGACUUUUGCAUCUCUAUUGGAUGAUAACCAAAUGUUUGAAAUUGCCACAACUACUUACAACCAACAAAAAUCAGAAGAACCAGAACAUUUAACCAGAAUUGCUAAAGAAUUUUCUGUAAAAUCAUUUUCUGUUUUAGAGUUAUUGGACGUACUGGACAAUGUUGAUUAUUCAAAUUUAUUGGAAUAUUUUGAAGAUAUUAAUGUGAAAAAUACUAAUUCAGUAUUAUCAAAUAAUUUAAAAUACUUGUAUUUUAUUGCUAUUAUUGAGGAAAAUGGAAAAAUAAUUGAUGCCUUGAAGUCAACUCCAAAAUUAGAAACUAUUAACAUAGAUGGCCAGAAAAUAUCCUUAACAAAAGACAUGUACUAUAUUGAUGGUCCUCUUCAUAGAGCUUGUGUCCUUGAAUAUCUUCCAGCAAUUCAAUGGUAUUCGAAUAACUAUCCACAUUUUCACGAAGAACAAGGCAUUGAUUGUGGUUAUCCUUUAGAGAUUGCGAUUGAGAAUAGAAAUACUAUUAUUUUUGAGUGGAUAUUCAAUAAUUGCAAUUUAUCAAGUAAUGUGUUGAGCAGUGCAUUGGUGACUGUGGCUGAUAUUAAUGGCAGUGCCGAGUGGGCUCAAAAUCUCAUUAAAAAAGGGGCAUCCAUAGAAUUCGUUCAAAAGUAUGCAACGGAAAAGGGUAAACAACAUUUAAUUACAUACAUUAACAAAAACUGUAAAGACAACAAAUCUUGGAAUUUCUUUAAAUUUUUCAACAAUAAAUGA